Messenger RNA from Solanum pennellii, 1110 nucleotides. RefSeq lists its product as uncharacterized. The transcript has 3 exons. The record is from RefSeq and is a predicted model, not a curated record. The coding region runs from base 1 to 1110 and encodes 369 amino acids. Gene Ontology annotation, molecular function: zinc ion binding. NCBI's taxonomy places the organism in Eukaryota, Viridiplantae, Streptophyta, Magnoliopsida, Solanales, Solanaceae.
AUGCUUGAAGUUGCGAAUCCAGGAAGCAAGACGACAUUGUCGCUCGAUGAAAAUGGGAGGUUCCAGUACUUCUUUGUAUCAUAUGCUGCUUGGAUAAUUGGUUUUCAAGAAAUGAGAAAAGUAAUAGUCGUUGAUGGUGCAUUUCUAAGGAGCAAGUAUGGAGGAGUUCUGCUAUCGGCGGUGGCACAAAAUGCCGAGAAUCAUAUAGUUCCAGUGACUUUCUGUGUCGUGGACAAGGAAUGUGAUGUCUCAUAUGAAUAUUUUUUUCAAAAUAUGAGAAGCUUUGUAGAUGAUACUGAUGAGCUGUGCAUUAUCUCUGAUAGGCAUCCAAGUAUUCGAAAGAUGGUUUCGAGAAUCUACCCUGCAUCUCAUUAUGGUUGUUGCAUGAGACACCUUGGGGAAAAUUUUCGAAAUAAAUUUCAAAAUUCAAAGGCCACUGAAGCUCUUGAACUUAUUGAAUUUCACACAUGGAGUAGGGCAUUUUGCCCGGGAAAUAGAUAUAAAAUUAUGACAUCAAACAUCGCGGAAUCGGUGAAAACUAUGUUUGAUGUUGAAAGAGAAUUUCCCAUAGUCGCUAUAUUUGAUGAAAUAAACAGGAGAUUUGCAUUGUUAUUUCACCUGAGGCGUAUGGAACUAGUGCACUCCGCAAAUAGAUUUGUUACUUCAAUUGAAAAAGACAUAUCAGAGUAUGUCAACGCGGGCAACAAGUUGUUGGCCCAUCAAAUCGCUAACUACAAGUUCAGUGUCACUGGUCAUGGAGAUGUUGCUACUGUGAAUCUACAAGGAAGAACUUGUACUUGUAGAAUUUUUGAUUUGGACAAAAUACCUUGUCCACAUGCCAUGGCAGCGAUUCGAUCCCAACAUGGUGGUAAUUUUGGAAAUCAGAUUUUCUUGUACUGCUCUCCAUAUUAUUCAGUGGAAAAAUACAUAAUGGCAUAUUGUCAGGAAAUUCACCCGGUGCAAACUGAAGAUUCUUGGGUUGUCCCUUUGGAUAUCAUACAGAGAGAAAUACCUCCUCCAUAUGUUGAUCCAAGAAAACUCGGAAGAAGGACAUAUAAGAGAUGGCAUGGAGUUGGUGAAUCAUUUCCAACAAGAAAAAAUAAGUAUUGA